AUGAUGCUAUCGUGGAAAAUGGCUGCCUGUUUAGCCGCCGGAAACACGGUCGUUCACAAACCGGCUCAGGUGACACCACUUACUGCGUUGAAAUUCGCCGAACUAUCAGUUACUGGCCGGAAUCCCUCCCGGAGAGAAGUCGGACAAAUCCUUUCGGAUCAUCCAGACGUGCGAAAAAUCGGAUUCACUGGAUCAACCGAAAUCGGCGCUCAGGUUAUGGCCAGCUGCGCCAAAUCAAACGUCAAAAAAGUGUCUUUGGAACUGGGAGGUAAAUCGCCAUUAAUCGUUUUCGCCGACGCAGACCUUGACAAAGCUAUCAAGCAGACCUGCAAUGCGGUGUUCUUCAACAAGGGUGAGAACUGUAUCGCAGCUGGAAGAAUUUUCGUUGCCAACAGCAUUCAUGACGAUUUCAUGGAGAAGUUGGUGGAAGAAACGAAAAAGGUGCGCCUUAGCUUUUUC
Cooperia oncophora is the source of this 459-nucleotide messenger RNA. The record is from the annotation of a GenBank genome assembly. NCBI's taxonomy places the organism in Eukaryota, Metazoa, Nematoda, Chromadorea, Rhabditida, Trichostrongylidae.